AUGUAUAAAGAGAACAUCACAGUCAUUGCUCGGGAAGGAGUCACGGCAUGGUGCCGCCGCAACCCGGUUGGAGCUUGCGCGGAUGACGGAGGCACAACUGGCAAUACAGCCUCUCAACUGCAGUUAGAAUACCAUCCACAUGAGGUCUUGCAGGACAAGAUUUUCUUCUCUGCACUCCUUGGUUCCCCUGCCGACAUAUCUGUCACGAUCGAUGGUGUCGCCCUACCGGCCUCCUGGUUUCAUACACCUAGCGGGGGCGUGGGAAUCUAUCAUGGCAGUGUAUCCUUCACUGGCCACUCUGGAAACGUUGCCGUCACCAUCAACCGAUCUGGGGCAGAAGUUGUUAGUCUCAGUGGUGAUGAUAUUACUAGCGGGUGCUACUUCGAUACUCAAGCAGAAAACUACAACACCUGGGUAGGCUCGGAAAUGGCAACGGGGACGGUCUCAGCAACGCCUCCCUACGCUCUGGCAGAUCAAGUCUGUAUUGCCGGAUGGGGCAAAGGGGACUUUUUAGGUCUCUGCAACUUCAGCUGUGCACUGGGCUAUUGCCCUGUUGGUGCUUGUGUUUGCACCAGGAUGGGUCCUCACCCGGACAAGCCAGCAGCAAAGGGAGUUCAGGGCUACCCAGCAGCGGGAAGAGACGCCAACUUCGCGGGUCUUUGCUCUUUCAGCUGUAACUAUGGCUAUUGUCCCUCAGGCGACUCAUUUGCUGGCCUAUGCAGUUACAACUGCAAUUUUGGCUUCGGUCCCAUUCAUCGUUGCACAUGCACAGGCGUUGGACCUCUAAUCGAGCCUCCGCCAAAGAACACCAGCAUUACCGGGUACUCACCCUCAGUGGAUGACAGCGAUCUGUGCAUGUUCGCUUGCCAGAGGGGAUAUUGUCCUUCUCCGAUCUGUCAGGAGUAUUCCGCCGACGAUUUUGUCUGUGGAGCAUCCGAGGACGACUACUACGUCGAUUGCGGAGAGACCAUGUCUUGCGACUUUACCAAAAGCUAUGAUACACUAGCUGACUUGGCCAAUGUGAUGGAUACUAUAGAUCCGUACUGCACCAGUUAUUAUUCCAUCAACGUCCUAGGUCGCAUGCUUGAUGAUGCGAUGGUCGAUUAUAACUCGGUCGUUACCGGAGACUACGACAAGAAAUUCAACGAUUAUGUCGAUUACAUCAAGGACACUAUACCUUUGCAGCUCCGGCAGUUUCUCUUGGACUCAAACAGUACCGUGAGCCGCGGCAAUAAAUACUUUGAAUGUGCUUUUGUAACAGGACCGCGAGAAGCAUGCCCCAUUGACACCAAUUUCUACACUGGUCGAGUUGAAGUUACUUACUACCUGGUCGACGCAGAUGGCUUUUACGCUGAUCUGGCUGUAACAUAUGGGAUUCAAAAGGAAUGGGUGAAGUUCGGAGAGUACGACACCACCCAAUGCCGUGGUCCCGUCCUGGGCGAUGUGCAAUGCACAAUCUAUUACGGUUUCCCGCUCAGAUCAAGCAAUGUCACCGUGGACAACCCAAAGGAUAUUGUUACCAAGGCUCUGCCUGGAAUUCGGAGUCUCAAUACGACAAUUGCCCUGACGCAGCUCGAGAUUAAUGCGGGAACAUGGACUGGUGUUCUGGACGAUGGGAGGUGCCCGAACACCGGAGACGUUUUCGACCGCCGCUGCUGCGCGUCGAAAGAUGACUGA
Molecule: messenger RNA, 1677 nt
Organism: Aspergillus novofumigatus IBT 16806
Lineage: Eukaryota; Fungi; Ascomycota; Eurotiomycetes; Eurotiales; Aspergillaceae
Exons: 2
Coding region: 1-1677 (558 amino acids)
Molecular function (GO): glucan endo-1,3-alpha-glucosidase activity
Source: RefSeq, a predicted model, not a curated record